This is a messenger RNA of Xenopus tropicalis (tropical clawed frog), 2554 nucleotides long. Lineage: Eukaryota; Metazoa; Chordata; Amphibia; Anura; Pipidae. The record is from RefSeq and is a predicted model, not a curated record.
CCAGCUGGGGAUAUUUACCCCGCGCUGAGCAAAAUCAUCACAUCUCCUGCUGCUCCGCACUCGGCACAAUGACUCUGCAGCUCAAAACCAUUAACGGGGUCCCACUAUCAGAAGCCAUUGCCUCCAACUGGGACGAGAUAUGGGCCUUCCAAGCCAAGCCUGGCGAUAUCCUCAUCAAUACCUACCCGAAAUCCGGAACCACCUGGAUCCAAGAAAUCGUCGAUCUCAUUAUGAAUGACGCAGAUGAGGAGAAAUGCAAAAGGGCCCCAAUUUAUGAAAGGAUCCCCUUUGUAGACAUUCUCCAUUUGAUGAAACCAGGGGUAGAGGAGGUGAAUGCCAUGCCCCCGCCUAGGGUUCUGAAAUCCCAUCUCGCCUUCCAACUGGUGCCGCCAUCGUUUUGGAAAGAAAAAUGCAAGGUGAUUUACGUCGCCCGGAAUGGCAAAGACACCGCCACUUCAUUCUUUUACUUCGACCAGAUGGCGCAUUUACACCCCACCCCGGAGAGCUGGGACGAGUACCUGGAAAGGUUCAUGAAGGGCGAUGUGGGCUGGGGCUCGUGGUACGACCACGUCAAAGGAUUCUGGGAACAGAAGGACAAACACAACAUCCUGUACUUGUUCUAUGAGGACCUCCAGCAGAACCCCCUGGAAGAGAUCCGUAAAGUGAUGAAGUUCUUGGAUAAAGACCUCCCGGAAGACAUGCUGAAGAAGAUCGUGCAACUGACCUCCUUUAACAAGAUGAAGGAGAACCCCAUGGCCAACUACUCCACCUUUCCAUCGGACAUGCUUAACCAAACCAGCCACAAGUUCAUGCGUAAAGGCAAAGUGGGGGACUGGAAGAACCAAUUCACGGUUUAUCAGAAUGAAGCAUUCGAGGCGGAUUACGAGCGGCAGAUGAGCGAUACUACUCUGAAGUUCCACACCGCAAUUCUGGAGCUGCCCGGACUCUUCUCUGGGAGCGGGAUGCCUGGUAAACUGCAGAUCGUGGAAGGCGUCUCCAUUGCAGAGGAUAUUGCCUCAAACUGGCAGCAAAUUCAGUCUUUCCAAGCAAGACCUGGAGAUGUGCUGAUAGCCACCUACCCCAAAGCAGGUACCACCUGGGUCCAAGAGAUAGUGGACCUUAUAUUAAACGAGGGCAAUGAAGAGAUUUGCAGGAGAUCUCCUACUCAUGAGAGGAUGCCCUUUGUAGAGGUGCUGCAUAUGAUGAAACCAGGACCAGAAGAGGUCAACGCGAUGCCAUCACCAAGGGUGCUGAAGACCCAUCUUCCUGUGCAACUUGUACCCCCAUUGUUCUGGAGAUACAAAUGCAAGGUGAUCUACGUAGCCAGGAACCCCAGGGACACCGUGACAUCCUAUUAUUAUUUCGAUCACACAAUCACAUUUCACCCAGCCCCGGGAAGCUGGGAGGAGUAUCUCCACAGAUUCAUGAAGGGCGACGUGGGCUGGGGCUCCUGGUACGACCAUGUUAAAGGAUUCUGGGAACAGAAAGAUCAACACAAUAUCUUAUAUCUUUUUUAUGAAGACAUUAAGCAGAACCCCAUCCAUGAGAUACGCAAAGUGAUGAGGUUCUUGGAUAAAGACCUCUCGGAAGAGGUUCUGGAGAAGAUAGUGCACCUGAGUUCCUUUGACCAUAUGAAGGACAACCCAAUGGCCAAUUUUUCGGCCUUCCCCUCGGAUGUAGUAGACCAGUCUCAGUAUAAGUUCAUGCGUAAAGGUAAGGUAGGGGACUGGAAAUCCCACUUUACUGUUCAACAGAACGAGAUGUUUGAGGAGAAAUACCAACAGCAGAUGCACGGCUCUGCCAUGAAGUUCCGCUAUGACAUAUAAGAUGGGGGGCAGCACCCAGAAUACGUAGGGGCCAAGAGCAUCUUCUUUGCAUUUCUAACCUGGCAUCGCACAAAUGGGGAUCAAUAGUCAGAAUGACAAGUUACCACAGUUCCCUAAGCCCCGCCCCCUGUUGAUCUGGUUGACUGCUUUGAGACUCAAAUAAAAUGUAACAGUAGUCUCCUCCCCUCAGCCUGCCUCCUCCCAAUCCCACAAUUCCCUGCUGCACACGUGAUGUCAAUAAGGAAAGGAACAUCACAGUGCAAUGCAUUGUGGGUUAUGUAGUUCCUGCAUGCUGUCUGUAAGCUGGGGAGAAGUUGUUACAAUUUGUAACAUCAGUGUUUUAGUCCCUCCUCCCCAGCCAGGAUUUCCCCUUGCGAAUAUCAGCAGUUUCCGGAGGUUUAUCCUUUUUAGAAGCUAUUUUUGGGGGGGGCUUGCUUUACUGCUUGUGUCACUUGUAUUUUUGUAGGUGAUAUAUAUGCUCAGUGUAUGCACCCAUGUAUUAUAGGGGCUUUAGAGAUACCUGCUAAUAAUAAUAAUGAUGACGACGAUGAUGAUGAAGAUGAUGACCCCCAAACUAUCUGGAAACAGCUGGGGUUAAAAGCUUGUGGGCUCCAGUUAUUAUAGCAUAAGCGGAAAUGCAUACUGAUCUGUGUAUGGGUUUAUAGAAAUUUCUUGGAUAAUUGUAUUUUAAAGAACCAGUAAAACAUGGGUCAUUUUUUUUACAUUAA